Molecule: messenger RNA, 3317 nt
Organism: Chlamydomonas reinhardtii
Lineage: Eukaryota; Viridiplantae; Chlorophyta; Chlorophyceae; Chlamydomonadales; Chlamydomonadaceae
Exons: 13
Coding region: 111-3113 (1000 amino acids)
Biological process (GO): intra-Golgi vesicle-mediated transport; protein transport; Golgi organization
Cellular component (GO): membrane; COG complex
Source: RefSeq, a predicted model, not a curated record
CGCUGGUUGCACAGAAGCAGCAGCACUGGCAGCAGCAGCGACAGACAAAAGUCGUGACAUGUUGCACUAUGUAGUCUGUCGCUAAUUGUAGGACACUAAGUAUUGAAACAAUGACUGCUGAUGAAGUCACAAACGGCGGGGCCAGCGGAGCGGACUCAGCGGUUCUGCUUGGUCGCGCUGCUUGCCCCGUUUGGCUGAACCCGGAGCGAUUUUUGGAGCAGGAGUUCAACGCGGACGCCUGCGUCGCGGACCUUCGUCGCUAUGUGCCGCUGGCCACGCUUCAGAACGAGCUGAGCAGCUAUCUUGCAACCCUUAAAACAAAGCUGGUGGAGGUCAUCAAUGAGGACUACGCCGACUACGUGGGUCUCAGCGGCCGUCUGGCCAACGUGGAGGGCGCGGUGGUGCGCAUGCGCAAGCCGCUGCUGGAGCUGCGGGACAAGCUGCACGCGGUGCAGGAGGCGGUGCGCACCGAGCUCAACUCCCUCAACCAGGGUCUGCGCAAGCGCAAGGAGGUGGCCACCCAGCGCGCGCUGCUGGAGCUGAUCCUGGAGGUGGCGCACGUGGCGGCCAAGGUGGAAAAGCUGCUUGAGGAGGUGGUGGCGGCGGACCAGCACGCCACAGCCACCUCGGCCACCUCGGCCGGCGGCGCCGCGGCGGACUCGGCUGGCGGCGGCGGCAGCUCCCUGGCUGGUCCCGACCUGGUGGCCCAGUGCCGGCUGCUGGAGCGGGUGGCGGCGGAGGUCAGCCGGCUGGCGUUCCUGGCCAACAAGGGCAAGGACCUGGCGUUCGUGCGCUCGCUGGAGCCGCGCAUCGCCGCGCACCGCGCCGCCCUGCGCGGCCGUCUGUCCGCAGCACUCACCGCCGCGCUGGCGCCCGCGGCCGCGCCGCCCGGGACCUCCAACGGCGGCGCUAACGGCGGCGCUAACGGCGGCGGCGGCGGCGGGCCCCGCAACACGGCGGCGGCGCUGCACGCGCUGCACGCGGCUGCAGACCUGGGCGAGGCGGAGGCGGCGGAGGGCGCGGUGCGGCGAGUGGUGGUGGCGCCGCUGGUGGACCGACUCAUCGCCGAGCACAAGGCGCACGGCCCCGCUGGCGGCGCCUCGGCGGGCGGCGGCGGCCUGGCCGGCCUGCUGUCCUCCAUCCUGGCGGCUGUGCGGCGCGAGCUGGGGCCGCUGCUGGACGCCUGCCUGGCCCCCGGGUCGGCGCUGAGGGGGCUGGACCUGCUGGGGGCGGCGGUGCUGGACGAGGUGCAGGGCGCGCUGGCGGCGGCGCUGCCGGGCGUGUUCUCGCCCGGCGUGCCGCCCGCCUUCCACGCCAACUACCUGGCCACGGCGGCCUGGCUGCGGCAGCUGGAGGGGCUGUGCGCCACCAAGACAGGCGUGGAGCGGCUGCGCGCGGGGCCGGCCUACGGCGCGCUCAUGCGGCGCUGGAACACCUCGGUCUACUUCUCGCUGCUGUUCCAGGAGAUUGCGGGCGAGCUGGAGGACGCCCUGUCCGGCGACAAGCUGGAGCCUGCCUCCUCCUCCUCCGCCCCCGCCCCCUCCUCCGACCCCUCCUCCUCCUCCAGCACCCCCCCGCUGCUGCUGUCCGCCAGCGGCGCGCUGCUGCGCUGCCUGCGCCGCGCCGCCUCGCCGGAGGUGGUGCUGCCGCCCCUCACCGACCGCUUCCUGCGCCUGGCCCUGCAGCUGGCCCAGCGCUACGCCACAUGGGUGCUGGCGGCAACAGCCGCACGCAGAGAGGCGGCCGCGGCGGCGGCGGCGGCUGGCGCUGGCGCGCCGCCGGGCACGCCGGGCGCAGCAGCGCCCGGCGGCGGUGUGGGAGCGGGGUCGCCGGGUGCAGGGGGUGCGGGGGGAGGCGCGGGCGGGGCUGCUGCGUCUGGGCCUGCGGCCUGGGCGGUGGGGCUGCCUGCGGAGGAGCUCAUGGCGGUGGUGCACGAUGCCGAGGCGGUUCACGCCUUCCUGUCCGGCCCCUUCACCACCACCUUCCUGGAGCUGCUGCCGCUGCCACCCGCCGCCCUGCAGCUCCUCACCCCCGCGCCCUCCGCCUCCUCCCUCGCCUCCGCCUCCUCCCUCGCCUCACUCGGCUCCAUGCCUCCACCGCCCGCCGCCGCCGCCGGCGGCGGCACAGCCGCCGCCACAACCACCACCGACGGCGAAGCCGCCGCCGCCGCCGCCGCCGUGGCGGCGGCGGUUCGUGGCGCGCUGGCGGAGGCGGCGGAGGCUGUUCGCAGCGCGGGCCGGGGGCUGGCUGCGGCUGUGGGCGAGGAGGCUGUGGAGCGGUGUGUGGUGGUGGUGCGUCAGCUCAAGGGCAUCACCGCCACCUACCGCAUGACGGCCAAGGCGCCGCCCAGCAGGGCCAGCCACUACGUGGGCGGGGUGCUGACGCCGCUGAGGGCACUGCUGGAGGCGGCGCCGGUGCGGCGACUUGCGCCAGAGCUGCAGCAGGCGCUGCUGGUGCUGCCGGUGGCCGAGGGUGUGUGCGCUCGCUACGCGGCGCUGGCGGAGGAGCUGCUGGUGUCGGUGCGCAAGACGGAGAGCAGCCUCAAGAGGCUCAAGAAGGCCAAGGCCGGCGGGGAGGAGGACGCGGCGGCCGCUGUGUCGGACAGCGACAAGAUCACGCUGCAGCUGCACCUGGACGCAGCGGAGCUGGGCCAGCAGCUGGGACGACUGCUGCUGGGGGCGCCGGCAGCAGGAGGAGGAGGUAUAGGAGCAGCAGGUGGGCAGGAGGAGCUGGAGGCGGCGGCGGCGGCGGCGGUGCCGUCCUUCCGCCGCCUGCAGGAGGUGGUGGCGCCGCCGCCGGGGCUGCUGCCGGUGCCCGGAGGCGCGGCGCCGCCGGCACACCACGUGGCGGCGUCUGCACCCGCCUUUGGCGCUUCUGCGGCACCGGCACCAACGCCAUACCGGGCACAGCCGCCGCAGCCGCCCGCUCCGGCAGUGGCGGUGGGCGCGGGGUCUGGCGGCGGUGCUGCUGGGUUUACGGCCGCGGCGGCAGCGGGGCCGGCGUUUGGUGCCUUGGGUGCGCUCGGGGCUUCGGGGUUGGAUGUGCCGCUUGGUGGUGCAGUGGGGGCUGAGAGCGAGGGAGGCGCGGGCGGCGGGCCAGAUGCGCUGCUGUGAUCAGGCGAUGCGUGCAGCGAGGGCUCUGAAGAGUACAGGUAGUGUUUGCAAGCCGGGGGGCGAAGGAGUGGAACUCCUAGCGGUACAAGACUACAGAAUCUCGAUGCGAUGCGCUGUAGCAGCGCUGGUGUGUGCAAUGACACCUCCCGGGUCCUUGCUCUGAAAGCAGGCAGGAUUGUAGUAAUACGGAAAUCUCGAUGUUAC